CUCCAGUGAGAGAGUUUAUUCAUGGCGACCAACGGCCUCAGAGUUGACGAAAUCCGCGCUCAGCUGUCUCAACGUGGUCUUAGCACCGCCGGAGUCAAGUCUGUUUUGCUUCGGAGGCUUGAAGAGGCUCUUGAAGAUGAGAGAAGGAACUCGGGGGAUUCCAACGGCGAUUCGAGAGCUAGUCGUAAGAGGCAGAGGGAUCAUUCUGACGCUGACAAUGACGAUUCAGAAUCCCGGCGGAAAAUCAAAACAGUUGACGAGUUGCGAAGCAUGAAUUUGACGCAGCUUCGUGAGGAGGCCUCGAUUCGCCGAGUUUCUGCUGCUGGAACGAAGAAAGAGCUCCUGGAGAGGCUUUGUGCUGAUGAGAACAACAUUGCAAGCAAUGAUCAAGUUAAUAAUGAUGGCAAGGACGAAGCUGAUUCCAGUCCAGCAGUCAAGAAAACAACCGAUCAGUUGCAAUCAAUGAACGUAAAGCAGCUUCGAGAAGAAGCUGCUAGCAGAGGAAUUUCAUCAACUGGCACAAAGAAGGAGCUUCUGGAGAGACUUUGCGCUGACAGUAACACGGUUUCAAGCAAUCUUGGGUCAGAUGCAUCUGUGAAAGAUGAAAAGCAGGAGAAAAUUGUUACCGCUACCAUGAAAGGUUCUGCUGUUCUGGACCAAUGGCUGCCAGACCAUGUUAAAGGACAGUAUCAUGUUCUGCAAGUGGGUGAUGAAAUUUAUGAUGCCAUGUUGAAUCAAACAAAUGUUGGGGAGAACAAUAACAAGUUUUUUGUCCUUCAAGUUCUAGAAUCUGAUGAUGGUAGCAAAUUCAUGGUCUACUUCAGAUGGGGUCGAGUUGGUGUGAAGGGUCAAGACAAAUUGAAUGGGCCCUACACCUCACAACAAGCUGCAAUAACAGAAUUUGAGAAAAAGUUUGUUGACAAAACUAGGAAUAGCUGGACCAACAGAAAAAAUUUUGUUAGUCGCCCACGGUGCUAUACUUGGUUAGAGAUGGAUUAUAGUGACACCAAAACUGCACAAUCGGUCAAAGAAAAGUGUGAAUCUAAAGUGCCAAAAGAACCCCAGGAAUCAAGGCUGGAAGCUCGAAUCGCAAAAUUCAUAUCUCUUAUUUGCAAUAUGAGCAUGAUGCAGCAACAAAUGAUGGAAAUAGGUUAUAAUGCUGAAAAACUACCAUUGGGUAAAUUGAGCAAGUCAACAAUUUUGAAGGGCUAUGAUGUUUUGAAAAGAAUUUCUGAUGUGAUUAGUCAAGCUGAUAGGAAGACACUCGAGCAAUUGAGCGGAGAAUUUUACACUGUAAUUCCCCAUGACUUUGGAUUUAAAAAAACAAGUCUGUUCACUAUUGACACCCCUCAAAAGCUGAAGAGCAAACUAGAAAUGGUUGAAGCACUGGGUGAAAUUGAGGUUGCAAUGAAGUUGCUUGAGGAUGACAAUGAUCUGGAGGAUCCGUUGUAUUCUCAAUACUCACGGCUUCAUUGUGAGCUCACCCCAAUCGAAGUUAAUUCUGAGGAAUUUCGUAUGAUUGAGAAGUACACCAAGAACACUCACGCAAAGACACAUUCAAGUUAUAAAGUUGAUAUCGUCCAGUUAUUUCGGGUGUCGAGGGAGAAUGAAGCCGAGCGGUUUGAGAAAUUUUCAGGUACAAAAAACCGUAUGCUACUGUGGCACGGUUCCCGUCUCACGAACUGGACUGGAAUUCUGUCCCAAGGGCUGCGCAUUGCUCCUCCGGAAGCACCUGUAACUGGCUACAUGUUCGGCAAAGGCGUAUAUUUUGCUGAUAUGUUCUCAAAAAGUGCUAAUUAUUGCUGUUCGACUAGAUCUGCAUCUGCCGGGGUGCUGCUUUUAUGUGAGGUAGCCUUGGGGGACAUGGCUGAGCUUCUAUCUGCUAAUUAUGACGCGGAUAAGUUACCGACCGGGAAGCUCAGCACAAAAGGAGUGGGCGCAACAGCACCAGACCCAUCGGAGGCGAAGACACUGGACGACGGCGUGGUGGUUCCCUUAGGAAAACCAAAAGAGCAGCAGCACCAAGCUGGGGGUGCCAAGGGUUCUUUGCUUUACAAUGAAUACAUCGUCUACAACGUGGAGCAGAUUAGAAUGCGAUAUUUGGUCCAAGUCAAUUUCAACUACAAAUAAACUUCAAUUCUCACUUCUUCCAGCAAUAGAUGCUUUUUUUUGGUAUGACUAUUAUAACUGAUUAAUGCUGUUACAUCUACAAUCGAUUGUUGUAUGAGCUGUGACUUGUGAAUUACUAUUAAUGUCUGUCUGUAUGUAUGUAAUUGUGUAUGUAUGUAUUUUCAUA
This is a messenger RNA of Andrographis paniculata, 2296 nucleotides long. Its product is annotated as poly [ADP-ribose] polymerase 2. The record is from RefSeq and is a predicted model, not a curated record. NCBI's taxonomy places the organism in Eukaryota, Viridiplantae, Streptophyta, Magnoliopsida, Lamiales, Acanthaceae. Gene Ontology annotation, molecular function: NAD+ poly-ADP-ribosyltransferase activity. The transcript is spliced from 19 exons. Bases 22 to 2130 code for a protein of 702 amino acids.